This is a messenger RNA of Bactrocera tryoni, 4656 nucleotides long. RefSeq names its product rho GTPase-activating protein 26 (gene Graf). The record is from RefSeq and is a predicted model, not a curated record. The coding region runs from base 504 to 3863 and encodes 1119 amino acids. Gene Ontology annotation, cellular component: cytoplasm. The transcript is spliced from 13 exons. Gene Ontology annotation, molecular function: GTPase activator activity; protein binding. Gene Ontology annotation, biological process: signal transduction. Lineage: Eukaryota; Metazoa; Arthropoda; Insecta; Diptera; Tephritidae.
GAGCGCUUGAAGUAAACGAAUGUGUUUUCGCGUGCGGUUGAGCGCGAAUUUCCGAAACAUAAACGGUGUGCGUGAGCGUGUGUGUGUAUAUAUGUUGUGUAGGCCAGCUAGCAAACGGCCACCAAUGCAGAAACAGAAUACAAGUGUGCAAAUGCAUAGCCAGUUAACGCAAAGAUUUUAAAUAGUUAAAUAAGCGUAAGGUGCAGCAAAAAUUUGGAAAUAUAAUGAAGGCAAUUUUGAAGUUGAAGUGCUGAUUGGAAUUAUUUACUAAAAUUUGUGGAAAACUGUGUGAAAAGUGCUCGUGCGCAGGCAAAACACACGUAAAUUGUACGAAAGCAGUUAACAGUAGAAGCGUGGUGUACGAAGAAGCUGUAAAGAAAUAGUGGAAAAGCAAUGAAGAUGAAUUGAUCAGCAACAUUAUUAUUUUUCAUUUUGUGCUUUAAAAACCGUUAAUUUCAAUAAAAUAAAUCACAUUCUUUCAAUUUCAAUCCCUGCUUGAAAUUAUGAAGAAUAAUCAAACAAAAAACGCCAACAACAAUAACACCAUUAAUAAUAACAAUAACAACAACAAUAAGAAUCUAAAUUACCUAAAUAAUAUCAAUAAGAAAUUCAACAACAAUAACAACAAAACAACAACAACGACAACAAUCACUAAUAGCAACAACGCAAAACUGCACAAUAAUAACAACAAUAAUAAAAAUAAUCAAAAUAAUAAGAAGAAGAAUAGCAAUAAGCGUACUCUACGAUUGGGUCGUAAUAAAAUGGGCGGCCGCAAGGAUGUGCGUCGCGGCCUCGAGCCACUCGAAUUCGAGGAAUGCAUUGUGGAUAGUCCAGAGUUUCGUGAUAAUUUGAAUCGCCACGAAAAGGAACUGGAUCACACUAGUCAUCAAAUCAAGCGUAUCAUUAAGGAGGUGAAAGAUUUGAUGAGUGCCGCUAAAGUACUUUCCACCCGCAUGAAACAAUUGGCCAACUUAAUGGACGAUUUCAAUUUCGAAUGCAUCGGCACAGCGCAAACAGAUGACGAGAAUGUCAUUUGCGAAAGUCUGAAACAUUUCGCCGCCAUAAUUGGAACCAUCGAAGAUGAGCGAGAAAAAAUGCUGACGCUGGCGGAUCAACACAUCAUUAUGCCGCUGGAGGAGUUUCGGAAGAAACAUAUUGGCGGCGUGAAGGAGAACAAGAAAAAGUUCGACAAGAAGACGGAGAAAUUUUGCCAGACACAAGAGCGUUUCCUGAAUAUGUCAACAAAAAAGCCCGAGAACACGAUACAAGAGGCGGAUGCCAGUCUGGGUAUGCACGAACGUGAAUAUGUACAGGAGUCCUUGAGUUACGUGCUACGUAUACAGGAAGUGCAGGAGCGCAUCAAAUUUGAGUUCGUUGAAAUUCUGCUUGGCUUCAUCUCCGGCUGGUUGGUAUUCUAUCACACGGCGCACGAGCAGGCGGAGGACAAUCGGGAUUACCUGCAAGAUUUACGGCAUAAAGUGCAAAAGACACGCGAGAACUUCGAAGGCACUCGAGAGAAAGUCACUGAACUGAAGACAAAAUAUAUGGAAAAGAGAACGAAACCAGAGGAGAAAUUCACAAAACGUGGCUAUUUAUUUUUGAUGGAAAAAAGCUCGAUUUUGAAAAUCUCUCUUCUAGAACCCUUCAAAGCAACAUGGACGAAAUACUAUUGUACAUACAAGAAACAAAAGAAGGAAUUCACAAUGCUGCAAUUCAAUCAGAUGAAUCACAGUUCCACACGGCCUGAGGGACGUGAAGAGGAGAAACUAACAUUAUACUCGUGUCAUCCGCGCAAUUCGGAAUUUGAGAAACGUUUCUGCUUCGAUUUGACAUUCAAAGAGAAACCGGGUAUUGUUUACACAUUUCAAGCGCUCAGCGAGGACGAUCGGCAGGCGUGGGUGAAAGCAAUGGACGGCACCGAAUCGACCUACUUUGCUCCAGGCAAAGUGAAGGCUGGCGAGGAAUAUCAGUUGGAUGACAUGGGCUUCGCUUUUGUGCGCCGUUGCAUCGAUGUGCUGGAGAAGCGUGGCCUCGAGGAUGAGGGUAUUUACCGCAAGAGCGGUGUCGGUACGAAGAUUUCCAAACUCCUAUCAAUGGGUAUGGAUCACAAGAAGGCGGAUAGCGUUUUUAACGAUGAACAGUAUCGUGAUCUCAUGGAGAGCAACACCAUAGCGAGUGCGUUGAAGACGUAUCUGCGCAAUUUAAAUGAGCCGCUGAUGACCUAUCGCUAUCACAGCGGCUUCAUCGAGGCGGCAAAACAAGAGAGCUUGAAUCAGCGCGUGCACGAGGUGCAUAAAUUAGUACACAAGCUGCCACCGGUCAACUUCGAAAUGCUGGAUCUGGUUAUUAGACAUUUAACAGAAGUGUCACGCAAAUUUGAAAAGAAUAAAAUGUCGGUCUUCAAUCUGGGCGUUGUAUUCGGUCCGACACUGUUGCGGCCCCAGGAGGAGACCGUCGCUGCCAUAUUGGACAUCAAGUUCAACAACAUUGUUAUAAAUAUUUUAAUUGAGAAUUAUGAUCGUAUUUUUAAGAGUGACCCUAGCGCGCCACUGCUAAGCGCACCCAAUCCCACUAGUCCGCCGACGCGUGUACCACGCGCCAGUCAAGCCGGCAAGUCGCCAUCAGCGGGUGGCGGUGGCAGUGUGGGCAACGGCGCACGCACAUCCAUGUAUUCGCCGCAACAACAAGUAUACCGGCUGGUGACCAAGUCCAACUUUACGGAUCCACCGAUGUCAUCGAGUUUACAAAACAUUCCAAACGGCCUAAUCUACUCGCAUGGUAGUGGCGGCGGUGGCGGCGGAGGAGGUGGUGGCAAUGGUGGCGGCAUUAACCCGACGAAUCGCACAAACGGCGGCGUUGUAAGUGGACAUACCACCAACGGCAGCGGCCCGAAGAGCCUUGGCAUGAGCGUCAAUAUGGGUAGCGUGAAGAAUAUACAUUCCAUGUCGCAGAGUGACAUCAGCGUGCGCAGUUUGCGUGGCGGUGGCGGUGGUAGCGCUGUGAAUAGCAGCGCCGCCGAUGCCGUCUACGGCAUACUGGGUGGCGGUACAAAUGGUUCCGGCUUAACGGCACACCAUGCCACGCCCGCGAAUGCCACACAACUGCGUCAAGAUUAUCUAAUGGCCACCGCUACGCCGGCGUCUACCGGUGUGAUUAGUGGCGGGGGCGGUAUUUAUUCCACGGCCUCGGCGGGCAGCACAACACGUUUGAAUAUGAACAACGUUUCCCCACCGACGAUAUCAAUGCGCACCGAGGCGUUAUACGGCUCGACGGCGCUGACGGGAGGCGGCGGCGGUGGUGGAGGUGGUGGUGGUGUUGGACAGUCGCAACACUCCCGCAUGUCGUACGCGCAGGCAAAGCACUACUCGCCGGUGGCAGCGGCCGCCUCCACAUCUAGUUCCAAUGAGAGUGUCUGUGAUUCUUUAUCGUCGGCCAAUGGCAUCGGCGGUGGUAGCAAUAAUGGCAGCCGCUUGUUGGGCGGUUCACUGGACUACGCGCCACAUGCUUCGCAAGCGUCCUCGCUGUCGACGCUAUUGGGCUCCACCUGCGACGAUGUGGUAACGGCAACGGCGGCACCAUCUAUCAUUGGCGGCGGCGGCAGUUCGCCGAAAGAUGUCGAGUAUGUGCCGGUCAAGGCGCACCGCAACAAGGAAAUACAUCGAGAGUUGAAUAUGGGCACAGCGCGCGUGCGCACAUUGUACGCGUGUAUGGGCGAAAGCGAGGGUGAACUGUCCUUCGAACCAAAUCAGAUCAUCACUAACGUACGUUACUCACAUGAACCGGGUUGGCUGCAGGGCACGCUCAACGGUAAAACGGGACUUAUACCACAGAACUACGUCGAACACUUGAAACCAUACCACUAGAACUAGUUAUGAUCACCGUUAGAUAUAUGUAUAUUUGAUAACUAUUGCAGAUAUAUAGUAACCUAUAUAUUUAUCUAUAUAUGGGUGUGUAAGCCGUUUUGUAUGUGUAUGUAAACUAAUGAAGAAUGCCGUUAGUUUAAGUGACGGCAAGCAUUUGAAAAUUGGUGUGAUGUAACAGUAAAAGUACGUAAAGUGCUUGUAGUUAAUUAGUUGCGUAAGUAGCAUUAAAAAAAAAAAGAAAGCGAAGAAUCGGCGAAAAUAAAAUUGAAAGAAAAUAGAAAAUAAAAGCAAAUAGUAGUGAACCGCUAUGUCAGCAAGCAAAAACGUAGAUUAGCUUAGUGUAAAGCCACGAAUUCCCGUAAAACUAUUGCAAAGCAAUAAAAUUUAUAAAACUAUUACAACAACAACACAAGCAAAAGUCCAUAACGCACGAAAUUUCAGGAGCGUGUCACCACCAAGCAAACGCACAGUACCCAACAAAACCCCAAAAGAAAUGCAACAACAACAAAUUUACAAUCGCAUACACACAUACACUUAUGGAGCAACCGACAGACAGACACAUGCCAACACACACAUGCACAGUUUUACACAUAUAAAUAUAUACAUACACAUUUAGCCACAGCUUACAACAAAAAUAAAUAAAUAAAAGUAAUUACAUACAUAUAUACAAAUAUACAUACAUACAUGCAUAUAUAAAUAUUUUCUCUACUUUUACAACAAUACAAAACCACAAAAACCUAAUUUUGUAUGCAAAUAUGUAAUUAUUAAAAUGAAAUUGAAAAACAAACUAAAA